This is a messenger RNA of Aphidius gifuensis, 3005 nucleotides long. RefSeq names its product glycine-rich cell wall structural protein 1.8-like. The record is from RefSeq and is a predicted model, not a curated record. The transcript has 17 exons. Lineage: Eukaryota; Metazoa; Arthropoda; Insecta; Hymenoptera; Braconidae. Bases 74 to 2215 code for a protein of 713 amino acids.
GAUUGGUAUUAAGUAGUGGGAAGUCAGGAGUAUUUAAACUCACUGAUCUCCAAUCAUCAUUACACAAUUCAACAUGGCAAGUUAUCAAGUAACUAUCAGCCUCUUGGCAAUUCUCAUCAUUUCUGCAUGUGCAGAACCACUUAGACAAAGACGACAUGUACCAUCUAGUAGCUCAAGUUCAUCAUCAUCAUCAUCAUCAAGUGGUUACAAUGGAAAAACACAAACUAAAACAGACACAAAAGUCAGUGGUGGUGGUACUGCUGAUGCAAACGCAGUAGCAACAAGUGAUGGUAUAUACUAUUCUGACGGUGGUGCACCGGCUGGUGCUGGUGGACACCAACAUGGUGGUUCUCAAGGAGGAUAUGGUUCAGGAUGGCAACAGGGAGGUUCACAAAGUGGAGGAUACGGUAGUGGAUACCAACAAGGUGGAUCUCAAGGAGGUGCUGGUGGUUACCAACAAGGAGGUUCACAAAGUGGAGGAUAUGGUAGUGGAUACCAACAAGGAGGCUCACAAAGUGGAGCCAGUGGAUGGCAACAGGGAGGUUCACAAAGUGGAGGAUACGGUAGUGGAUACCAACAAGGUGGAUCUCAAGGAGGUGCUGGUGGAUACCAACAAGGAGGUUCACAAAGUGGAGGAUAUGGUAGUGGUUACCAACAAGGAGGCUCACAAAGUGGAGCCGGUGGAUGGCAACAAGGAGGCUCACAAAGUGGAGCUGGUGGAUGGCAACAAGGAGGUUCACAAAAUGGUUAUGGCAGUGGAUACCAACAAGGAGGUUCACAAGGUGUUUCCGGUGGAUUCCAACACGGAGAAGGUAGUGCACACGGUUCUGCACACGGUGGAUCAGGAGGUUCAUCAGGUGCAAAUAGCAAUUCAAACAGCAAUGCUAAAACCGGUGCUGGACCAGCAAACUCAAACUCAAACAGUAAUGCCGCAGCAGGAAAAGGACCAGCCAGUUCUAACUCAGAUAGUAACGCUUCAUCCGCCGGUGGACCUGCCAAUAGCAACUCCGGUAGUAAUGCCGCUGCCGCUAAUGGACCCGCCAGUAGUAAUUCCAACAGUAAUGCUGCUGCUGGUAAGGGACCUGCCAACAGUAACUCCAAUAGUAAUGCCGCAGCUGGUAAUGGACCCGCAAAAUCAAACUCCAAUAGUAACGCCAAAGCCGCUCAUGGACCCGCAAAUAGCAACUCCGGUAGUAAUGCUUCAGCCGCCAAAGGAUCAGCCGAUUCAAGCUCAAACAGUAACUCUGAAUCCGGAUAUGGACCAUCAAAUAGUAACUCCGGUAGCAAUGCUUUCGCCGGAAAUGGACCUGCUAAUUCAAACUCAAACAGUAACGCUAAAGCCGCACAUGGACCAGCAAGCAGUAAUUCCAACAGUAACGCCGAAUCUGUUAAUGGACCAGCCAAUGCCAACUCAAACAGCAAUGCCGUCUCUGGAGAUGGACUAAGCUAUGGUGGUGUUCCCCAAGGUGCACAAUGGCAGAGUCAAUCUGGUAACACAAAUGUAAAUUCUAAUGGUCACCGCGGAGCUGGUUAUUCAUCGGGUCAAUAUGAAAGUGGAUACUCUGGUAGUGGACAAUCUGGAUACGGACAUAGUAGCGGAUAUGGCAGCGGACAAUCUGGUAGUGGACAAGCUGGAUACGGACAAGGUAGCGGAUAUGGUAAUGGACAAGCUGGAUAUGGACAAGGUAGCAGUUAUGGCAAUGGACAAGCUGGAUACGGACAAGGUAGUUCUGGUAAUGGAUAUGCCGGUGGAUCAUCUGGAUACGGACAAGGAAAUUCUGGUAGCCAAUAUGGUGGUGGACACUCUCAUGGUGGACACUCUAAUGGUGGAUACGGAGGUGGAUACCCCAAAGGAAGUGGAACUGGAAAUGCAGUUGCAAAUGCUAAUGCAAAUGCAAAUGGUGGUAAUGCAAUAGCUAAUGCAAAUGCCAAUGCCAACGGAGGUCCAAGUGAAUAUGGAUUAUUCUCUCGAAUUGGUGAAGAUGCUGACAAAGAUGCAGCUACUACUGGUACCAGUUCAAGUUCAAGCUCUGCAAAUGGUACCAGCAGCUCUAGUUCAAGUUCAAAAGAUGGAGUUUCAACAUCAAGCUCAAGUGAUGGAUCAUCUGCAAAUACAAACAUUGAAAAUGCUAAAGGUGUAUACAGCAGCAGCUCAGCUAAAGUUGAUGAUACUGGCAAAGGAACUUAUCAUAUUGAAGCAGGAAAAAUUAAUUAAAUAUCAUAAAUUAAUAAUCACUAAAUCGUGCCAUCAAUCAUGUAUUAUAUACUAAAAAAAACCUAUUGCAAAAUAAAAUCAACUUGUUUGUUAUAUAAUAUAACGUUACCAUAAUAAUUGUUGUUAUUUUUUUGAAAAAUUUAUUUUACAUUGAAAGAAAUUUAUGCGAAAAAUAUUACGUGAUGAUAUCAAAUUCAUCACAAAACUUUUUCUUUUUUAUGUUUAAUUUAUAAUUUUAACCUUGGCAUAAAUCAUUAAAGAGAUUGAAAUCACUCUGCUUAGAAACAAAGUCCAGUAGAUAAAAUAGAUUCAAGUUGUUGAAAAUUAAUUUGUUAUAAUUUUAAAAAUACAUUCAAGUAUGAUUAAAUUAAUUAUAAUAUAUGUAAAGAAAAACAAAUAAUAUUGUUUUAUUAUUUUGAAGGUAAUGUAAAUAUAUUUUUCAUGAAGAUAAAAUUUUGAUUACGUUAUUGUUUGAUCUACGAUGUAUUUUUCAUGAAUUAUUUAUUAAUUUUUUGCUUCAUAUAUAUUUAAUUUAGUGAGUCAUAAAAAAAAAAAAAUUUUCAACAUAAAUUAAUAUUAAAAAUAAUAUUUAUAUAUUAAUGGAAGUCAGGGAAAUAUUUAUUUUUUAUCUUUUUCAUUUUGAUGUUUAAUGAGGGCCAAAUUAAAUUCCCAUUAUAGAUUAGUAUGUAAUAGUUAUGCGAGAGCGUAGACUAUUAUACAAAAAUGAGGUGUCUUAAUUUAUUUUUGUCAAAAAAAAAAAACUAAUAUCAUCUCAAAGUCAAAUUAUCAC